GUGAAAUUUGACGCGUUUCAGAGUUAAACAGGAAGUGAAGAGAGACGACGGAGCAAAGAGGAGCCAUGGAGGAACCUGGAUGGAUUCAGAUGUUUCUGCUCGUCACGAUGCUGCUGCAGCUUCCAGGAGUCGUUAGUGGAGAUCUUUUCUACACCAUCAGAGCUGGAGAUGACAUCGCUUUGUCUUGUGAAAAUGUGAUUAAAGAUCACAGAAACUGUGACACCACCACCUGGGGCUACGGUAAACGAGGAAGAACAACACAAGAGCUGGUUACUCUCGGCCAGGUUAAAUACAGCAGAUCAGACCCACUGAGUCUAGCAGGAAACUGUUCUCUGGUUCUGAGGAACAUCUCAGCUGAGGAUGCUGGUUCAUACUUCUGCAGUCAGUAUGAAAGAGAAGGAGGACAUCAAUUACAUCGUGAUGCUCCUGUUUACCUCUCCGUUGUUACCCUGAGAGAACAAACAGAGCAGAACAAGGUGACGUUCACCUGCUCUGUGUCGCCGUACGAUGAAUGCAGACAUGAAGUGAAGUGGUUGUUUAAGGGUAACGAUGUGGAGAAAGAUCAUCCUGGUAUAAAGACAUCAUCUCCAUCUUCCUGCUCUGCUGCUGUGACCUUUCACACCUCCACCUACGUUUACUCAUCAAGGUUUAAGUUAUUCAAAUGUGAAGUAGAGACAGAAAACAAACAGCAGCUUUUUACCUUCAGCUCUGGUCCAACAGGACGGAAAACCAACACGACGGACUCUGCAGGUGGAAGCGGAGCUGCAGACCGAGAUUUAUUGUGGUUGUACAUCUUUGUGGCUCUGGUCCUGCUGGCGCUGAUAAUUACUGCUGUAGCGUUGUUCGUCAAGAGAAGAAAAGGUGAGGGACUAAACUUGUUCAUCCUCCACGUCUCCCAGAGAGGAAGUGAAGUCUGGGACUUUGGAGCUCAAGUCACUGAGAUGGUCAGGAAACUUCUGGGCUGCUCUGCAAUAUUGCGUGGACAUCAGGGGCAGUCCCACUGGAUUGGCAGACCGGGUUGGUGGUCCCCCUGUAUAAAAAGAGGGACCCCCAGGGUGUUUUCUAACUGGAGGGGGAUCACACUCCUGCACCUGCCUGGUAAGGUCUAUUCAGGGGUUCUGGAGAGGAGGGUCUGUCGGAUUGUCAACCGUGGAUUCAGUAGAAGCAAUGUGGUUCCCGUCAGCAGCUGGAAUGAGAAUCAACUCCUCUAAAUCUGAGACCAUGGUCUUGAGUCGGAAAAGGGUACAAUGCCUUCCCCGGGUCAGGGAUGAGGCUCUGCCUCAAGUGGAGGAGUUAAAGUAUCUCUGGGUCUUGUUCACGAGUGAGGGAAAAAUGGAUUGGUGCUGUGCAGAGGUGGAAAGAGUACUAAAAAUUCCUACUUAAGUACGAGUACCAAUAUUUUGAUAAUUCUUUACUCAAGUACAAGUAAAAGUACUUGCCUAAAUUUUUACUCAAGUAAAAGUAAAAAGUAUCGUAAACAAAAUGUACUCAAAGUAAAAGUUACUUUGUUACAUUUUUGUCAGCGUAAGGAUGGCUACAUCUAACUAGUGCUAAAUCACAAUGCCAGUUCACAAUUCGCUCGUGUGUGCGUGCACACACACACACACGCACGCAUGCACACACACACUGCAGCAUGUUAGAGUCAUUUGAAUGACUAAUUUAACUACACUGAACUGCUUUUGUAAUAAUUUAAUCUCUUAUUCUGGAGUAAAAUAAAGAAACAAGCUAAAUCAUCACAUAUCUGUGGCAUCAAGGAGCAUCUUCUGAGUCCAAACACAGGGAUGGAGCACAACGUUUACACCUGAACAGUAUCAGGAUGUUUUAUCUCACAGAGGCCUGCAGGUCUUCUGUUUUAUGAGCAAAGUGCUGAGAAUCCACUUGUGAUGAGCGCUAAACGUUAUUUAGUCGCUGCCGUGUGGAGCGGUAGGGAAACACAUUUCAAACACGGAACCGAGUCCGGCUACCGAACCGAGCAGAAUUCUGAUGAUGUCACACCGGUGCGUGAAGGUGCUGGUUCCAACCCACAGGAGAGGAGGUAAACAGCGAGUUGAGGGACUGAACUGAUGUCUUUGAGCAAAAGUGUACACCCACACCCCCACGGUUUAGACGCGGAGCUCAUGCAGGUGUCCCUUUCCGUUCCAACGCUGCUACACGUAAUAUUUGUAAUUUAUUAAGCCUACAAUUUAUUUUUACUCCGUAACGGAUAUGAUUUAAAAUGUAGUGAAUUACAAUUCUUUUUUAAAAACUUACUCAAGUAAAAGUAUAAGUACAGCUUUUAAAAACGACUUAAAAGUAUAAAUAUACAAAAAAGCUACUCAAUUACAGUAACGUGAGUAAAUGUAAUUCGUUACUUUCCACCUCUGGUGCUGCAUCUGCAGUGAUGCGGGCGUUGUACCGGUCUGCCGUGGUGGAGAGAGAGCUGAGUCAGAAGGCGAAGCUCUCGAUUUACCGGUCGAUCUACGUUCCUACCCUCACCUAUGGUCAUGAGCUUUGGGUAGUGACCGAAAGAACGAGAUCACGGAUACAAGCUUAGAGAUAGGGUGAGAAGCUCGGUCAUCCGGGAGGGGCUCGGAGUAGAUCUGCUGCUCCUCCACAUCAAGAGAAGCCAGUGGAGGUGGCUCGGCCAUCUGGUCAGGAAGCCUCCUGGACGCCUCCCUGGUGAGGUUUUCUGGGCACGUCCAACCAGGAGGAGACCUAAAGGAAGACCCAGGACACUCUGGAGGGACUAUGUGUCUCACCUGGCCAGGGAACGCCUUGGGAUUCCCCCGUAGGAGCUGGUCCAAGUGGCUGGGGAGAGGGAAGUCUGGACCUCUCUGCUUAGGCUGCUUCCCCUGCGACUCAACCCCGGAUAAGUGGAGGAAAAUGGAUGAUAGAUGGAUUAAACUUUAAUUAUAAUUCACAAUAUAAUAAAUCUGUGUUUUCCUUCUGCAGAAGCUUCUGUCACCAACGUGUAUUUUUGUGUUCAUUUUCUCA
Nothobranchius furzeri (turquoise killifish) is the source of this 2973-nucleotide messenger RNA. The record is from RefSeq and is a predicted model, not a curated record. Lineage: Eukaryota; Metazoa; Chordata; Actinopteri; Cyprinodontiformes; Nothobranchiidae.